Molecule: messenger RNA, 601 nt
Organism: Cotesia congregata
Lineage: Eukaryota; Metazoa; Arthropoda; Insecta; Hymenoptera; Braconidae
Source: the annotation of a GenBank genome assembly
CUUAAAAAUGGCGAAAAAACCGGGUGCAGCUCAAGCUUUACAUAAGGUGAUAAUGGUUGGGAGUGGAGGUGUUGGUAAAUCGGCUUUGACAUUACAAUUUAUGUAUGAUGAGUUUGUAGAAGACUAUGAGCCAACGAAAGCUGAUUCAUACAGAAAAAAAGUUGUGCUAGACGGCGAGGAAGUACAAAUAGAUAUUUUAGAUACUGCAGGACAAGAAGACUACGCGGCAAUCAGAGAUAAUUAUUUUAGAAGCGGUGAAGGAUUCUUGUGUGUUUUUUCAAUCACUGAAGACGACAGUUUUCAAGCUACUCAAGAAUUUAGAGAACAGAUUCUCCGAGUUAAAAAUGAUGAAAACAUUCCUUUUUUAUUAGUAGGAAACAAAAGUGAUCUUCAAGAAAAGAGAAAAGUUAGUCUAGCUGAAGCUCAAGGAAGAUCUCAACAGUGGGGUGUACCUUACGUAGAAACGAGCGCUAAAACUCGGGAAAAUGUAUUUUUUGACUUGAUGCGUGAAAUAAGAUCGCGUAAAAUAGAAGACAAAUCAGCGAGUAACGGUCGAGGCAAGGAUCGUGCCAAAAGGAAGAAAAAGAAAUGCACUAUCCUA